Molecule: messenger RNA, 380 nt
Organism: Paramuricea clavata
Lineage: Eukaryota; Metazoa; Cnidaria; Anthozoa; Malacalcyonacea; Plexauridae
Source: the annotation of a GenBank genome assembly
AUGCGCAAAAUUACUCUGGGUCACACUGGUGACACUGGUGACACUGGUCACACUGGUCACACUAGUCACACUGGUCACACUAGUCACACUAGUCACACUGGUCACAAUGGUCACACUGGUCACAUUGGUCACAAUGGUCACACUGGUCACAAUGGUCACACUGGUCACACUGGUCACAAUGGUCACAAUGGUCACACUGGUCACAAUGGUCACACUGGUCACAAUGGUCACACUGGUCACAAUGGUCACACUGGUCACACUGGUCACAAUGGUUACAAUGGUCACACUGGUCACAAUGGUCACACUGGUCACACUGGUCACAAUGGUCACAAUGGUCACACUGGUCACAAUGGUCACACGGGUCACAAUGGUCACACUGG